This is a messenger RNA of Penicillium mononematosum, 414 nucleotides long. RefSeq names its product putative GAJ protein. The transcript has 3 exons. Lineage: Eukaryota; Fungi; Ascomycota; Eurotiomycetes; Eurotiales; Aspergillaceae. The record is from RefSeq and is a predicted model, not a curated record. Bases 1 to 414 code for a protein of 137 amino acids.
AUGCCCAAAUUAACCAAAAGCGCUAAACAAGAUUUGAUCUUGACUCAUCUCCGCACCACUGGAACCUGUCACACGCUCAAGGAUCUAGAGAAGACGCUACCCUCUGUUGCAUCCAUCAAUGGCAUCCAGGUCAAGGAAUACAUCCAAGCUUUGACCGAUGAAGGUCUACUACGAGUCGAGAAGAUCGGCAGUGGGAACUGGUACUGGAGUUUCAGCAGCGACGAAAAGCAUGCGCUCGAGCACCAGUUGGCCCGAGUGACAACAGAGGUGGAGAAAGUCCGGAAGUCCUACGCUGAUGCAGAAGCGGCUUUGGCCGAAGCCCAACUCUCCGGACCCCUCAAUUCACUGAGCAGCAAGGGUGUGAAGCAGAUCCAAGAGGAGUUAGCGGGGUUCCGACAGCAGGCACUGCAGUAG